Messenger RNA from Salvia splendens (bonfire salvia), 1434 nucleotides. RefSeq names its product malonyl-coenzyme:anthocyanin 5-O-glucoside-6'''-O-malonyltransferase-like. Lineage: Eukaryota; Viridiplantae; Streptophyta; Magnoliopsida; Lamiales; Lamiaceae. The coding region runs from base 1 to 1359 and encodes 452 amino acids. The record is from RefSeq and is a predicted model, not a curated record. The transcript has 2 exons.
AUGACAACUGUGAUCGAAACCUGCCGUAUUCCGCCUUCACAAGGCAGCGCCGCCGAGCUGUUCCUGCCGCUCUCCUUCUUCGACAUGACUUGGCUGCAUCUCAAUCACACCCGCCGCCUCAUCUUCUACAGCCACCCAUGUUCACAAGCUGAAUUCUUCAACACCAUUGUUCCAAACCUCAAACACUCUCUCUCUUUAACUCUCAAACACUAUCUCCUUGUCGCCGCAAAUCUCCUCUACCCUCUCGACACCGUCUCGAAACCCGUUUUCCGUUACAUCUCUGGCGACUCCGUCUCCCUCAUGAUCGCUGUCUCCGGCCUCGAUUUCGAAGAGCUCGUGGCAGAUCACGCUAGAGAAUCUGAUCAGUUCUAUGACCUCCUUCCUCGGAUGCCCAAUAUGUCCGAGGAAGAAAAUUACAAAAUUAUCCCUCUCAUCUCUCUGCAGGUGACUCUCUUUCCAGGCCGGGGAAUCUGCUUAGGUUUGAACAAUCACCAUAGCCUCGGCGACUGCAGGUCAAUCAUCGGAUUUAUAAAGGCGUGGGCCAUGAUCAACAAAUCCGGCGAUGAUGAGGUGUUUGUUUCUAGAAACGAAGAAUCUUUGCCGUUUUUCGAGAGACCAAUUUGCAAAGAUUCUAGUAGACUUGAUGGAAUAUUCUGGGAUGUGAUGAAGAAGAUUCCUUUAAAGCCGGCGGCGACGCAUCCAUUGCCGACCAAUAGAGUGAGAGCUUCGUUCAUCCUCCGCCAAUCCCACAUAAUAAAACUCAAAAAUCGGAUCUUGUCGGCGAAGCCAAACAUAGAUCGAGUCUCCACUUUUGUGGUUGCGACGGGCUAUGUCUGGACCACAUUGGCGAAAUCCUUGGGUCCCGCUGGAGAGGAAGAUGAACAUGAGGUGUUCUUUUUUUUGGCCGAUGGCACGGGGCGGCGGAACGCGCUGUUCGAUCCACCAGUGCCGGUGAAUUACUUCGGCAAUUGCUUAGGUGUCGGGGUGGUGAGAGCCGAGUAUCGGAAAUUGGCGGCGGAGGAUGGAUUUGUUGCGGCGGCGGAGGCUAUCCUUGAUGAGAUAAAGACCAAAAUCUACGAAGAAGAUGAGUUUCUUAAGAGCCCGGAAAAAAUGUUGACGGAUACGGCGAAAUAUAAGGAUACGAGGGCUUUGACGACAACUGGUUCCCCCAAGUUUGAUUACACGGAGGCGGAUUUCGGAUGGGGGGAGGCGGAGAAGGUGGAGUUUCUGUCAUUGGACGAGGGAAACUCGAUUUUUCUGUCUUACUCCGGCGACGGCGAUUUGGUCGUCGGUAUGUCGUUGACCGAGGAGGAGAUGAAGACUUUUGCUUCUAUGUUUGCAACUGGUCUUGAUAUGUGAUGUUUGUCUAGGACAAAUAAAAUGAGAUCGAUGUAUUAAAUUGAUACUUGGAUGCGGAACUGUACUGGAUUAAAU